This is a messenger RNA of Cyprinodon variegatus (sheepshead minnow), 3735 nucleotides long. RefSeq names its product oxysterol-binding protein-related protein 1-like (gene osbpl1a). The transcript is spliced from 28 exons. Lineage: Eukaryota; Metazoa; Chordata; Actinopteri; Cyprinodontiformes; Cyprinodontidae. Gene Ontology annotation, cellular component: cytosol; membrane; intracellular membrane-bounded organelle. The coding region runs from base 64 to 2964 and encodes 966 amino acids. The record is from RefSeq and is a predicted model, not a curated record. Gene Ontology annotation, molecular function: cholesterol binding; protein binding.
UGUGGUGGGCCCCUGCAGGGAGAGCAGCUGGAUAUUUACUCACGGGACGUGGAGGUUGGAUCCAUGGAGGAGGUGGAACCAGAGGAGCAGCUCCUCCAAUAUGCCCGGAAUGGAGAUUUGCUGGGAGUUCAGGGGCUCCUCAGUUCCGAGGCUUGGGUGGAGAAGCACAUCGACAUCAACUGUAAAGGUAAAAGCAAGUGGAACCUGGGAUGGACGCCUCUGCACCUGUCCUGUUACUUUGGGCACCGAGACGUGGUGGAGGAACUCCUGAAGGCGGGAGCAAAUGUUAACCUGCCCAAUAACAUUGGAGACACUGCGCUGCACAAAGCUGCAUUCACAGGGAGGAAGGAGGUUGUCAUGCUGCUGCUGCACUAUGAUGCAUGCGCUACUGUCAUCAAUGGGAGCGCUCAAAUUCCCAAAGAUGUCACUCAGAAUGCAGAGAUCAGAAGCAUGCUGGAAGCUGCUGAAAGAACAGAAGAGCGGAAGCUGGAGGAGAAACUUCUGGAAGCAGCAAGAGAAGGAGACCUAUCGACGCUAACUCAGCUGCUCAGCAGGAAGAAGCCUCCAGAUAUCAGCUGCAUAGAUCUGCUGGGUAACACUCCGCUGCACUGUGCCGCCUACCGAGGCCAGAGGCUGUGCGCCCUCAAGCUGCUCAGGAGCGGCGCUGACCCCAACGCCAUGAACAAAAACGGGCAGACGGUGUUUGACCUGGCCAGCGAUGCAACAAUGAAGCAGUGUCUUGAAAGCAACGUUCAUCGAGGUUUGACCCGUCAUGUCAAAAAGUAUGAAGGACUCCUCUGGAAGAGCUCCAGGUUUUUUGGCUGGCGCUCCUACUGGGUGGUUCUGCAGGAUGGGGUCAUAUCCUGGUACUCAAAGCAGUCCGAUGCAGCCGUAAAUGUCAGAAGGCAAGGCUGCAAGUCGCUCACUAACGCCACCUGCUUGAUACGAGCCAAAGAUAACUGCUUCUUCAGCCUUAAGUGUUUCGAUGACAGCGUGCAUCAGUUCAAAGUUUGCCCUAAAAGUGAACCGGAGGCAGCCAGAAAAGCAUGGCUGGAUGCGCUGGAAGAGCACUCAGCUUACAGCACACACUACUGCUCCCAGGAGCAGGGCAGCGAGGAGGAGGAGGACGAGGAGGAGAAGGGCAUGUCGCUAGGGGAACUGACAGACUCGCUACAGGCAGCCGAUGUUAGCCAGAAGAAGCUGGAAAACGAGGUGGCGGCGCUCCUAUCCCUGCUGAAAGAUGACGGCCUGUCAGAACGUUUUCCUUCGACUGUGCUGCAGAAGAUGCAGGAAAUCUGUGAUUUGUCCAGCGAGACCACCUCCAGUCUCGCCGUCUGCCUCAGCCUCUUCUCCAGGCAGGAGGGGGUGCGCAGUGUGAAAUUGGAGCACGAGGUGGAGAAGAACAAGAUCCUCUCUGAAGCACUGCAGACUCUGGCCACGGAGCACCACGAACUUGAGCAAUCCGUCGUCAAGGGAUCGUCACCGCGCAGCGCCCUCAGCGAGGAUGAGUUCCACGACGCCGUGUCUGAGUCCGGCUCCGAGCUCUCCCUGAGCGGCUUUGAGACGGUGGCCAGCAAUUCCUUUGAAGAGGACGAGGAGGAGGACGAAGGCUCUGUCAUGCUAAGCAGUCCCUGCAGCAGCCCCACCACCAGCAUGUUGCAGGAGGAUCACCAUGGAGACAAAGAUGAGACUCGACCCAAUGGGAUAACAAAGCACAGGGCGAGCUUACCGGCGCCGAUGUUCUCAAGAAACGACUUCAGUAUCUGGAGUAUUUUGAGGAACUGCAUUGGAAUGGAGCUCUCCAAGAUUACGAUGCCCGUUAUUUUCAACGAGCCUCUGAGCUUCUUGCAGCGUCUAACGGAGUACAUGGAGCACACGUACCUCAUCCAUCAGGCCAACGCAGCGUCUGAAUCCAUUGAGAGGAUGAAGUGUGUGGCUGCGUUUGCCGUGUCUGCUGUGGCCUCCCAGUGGGAGCGGACUGGGAAACCCUUCAACCCGCUACUGGGAGAAACCUAUGAGCUGGUCAGGGAUGAUCUGGGGUUCAGGCUCAUAUCGGAGCAGGUGAGCCACCACCCUCCUGUUAGCGCCUUCCAUGCUGAAGGUCUGAAGCAGGACUUUGUGUUUCAUGGAUCCAUCUACCCCAAACUUAAGUUCUGGGGCAAGAGUGUGGAAGCUGAGCCCAAAGGCAUCAUCACACUGGAGCUGCCCAAGCAUAACGAAGCCUAUACAUGGACAAAUCCUACCUGUUGUGUUCAUAACAUCAUUGUGGGUCAGCUGUGGAUUGAGCAGUAUGGAAACGUUGAGGUGAUCAACCACAGAACUGGUGAAAAGUGCUGCCUGAAUUUCAAACCAUGUGGACUUUUUGGGAAGGAACUGCACAAAGUUGAAGGUUAUAUUCUUGAUAAAAGCAAAAAGAAGCUGUGCGCGUUAUACGGGAAGUGGACGGAGUGCCUGUACGUCGUCGACCCGGCCGCCUUUGAAGCUCACAAGAAAAACGACAAAAAAGGAGAAGAGAAGAAAGCCAGUAAAGCGGGUAACAGUGGGGAUCAGGAGGGUGUUCCCUCACCUGCUGCAGACACUGUGGAUGUGAUUCCUGGAAGCCAGCUGCUGUGGAGGAUUGCACCCAGACCAGCAAACUCUGCCCAGAUGUACAGCUUCACAUCGUUCGCCAUGCAGCUGAACGAGCUGAGUAAGGACAUGGAGGGAGUCAUUCCUCAGACCGACUGCAGGCUCAGGCCGGACAUAAGGGCCAUGGAAAACGGCGACAUCGACUUUGCAAGUGAAGAAAAGAAGAGGUUGGAGGAGAAGCAGAGAGCUGCUCGUAAAAACCGCUCCAAAUCUGAUGAGGAGCACAAGACCAAGUGGUUCCAGCAGGGGCCAAACCCCCACACCCGCUCCCAGGACUGGCUCUUCGCUGGUGGAUACUGGGAUAGGAACUACAGCCAGCUGCCGGAUAUUUAUUAAUAGAAAAAACGCACCUGUUCUUUAAAUUAUCACCAAUAGCUGUUUGAUUUUUGUUGAUUUUCUUUUUUUAAUGAAUAACUACACUAUUUCUGAGCACUUUUGGAGGCGUGCACCUGAACAUUGUUACCUUCUUGUAAAUUAUGAUGGGGGGAAACAAGUCAAUACUUGUUUGUAGUUUGAGGACACUUUGAGAUGCAUUAUUCGUUAUUAUAUUAAUUAAAUAGUUUAUUUCCUGGUUUUCAGCACCAUGUUCUGGGAGUUUAUAGUUUUUUUUAAACCUUUUAUCUUCUUUUAAGGGUUUAUAAUUGUAAAUCUGUGAAUAUAUUCUGACUGAGCACCGACCUCAGCGAUGGAUGCUCUGCUCCUCCCUCUUUUUAACCUAAUAUUUUUGCCUUGUACAGUAAAGGGAUGCUUUUAAACCCUCCUUAUAUCUUACAGUGGAUAUUUUCUCGCUCAUAUACCCCUGUUAAAUUAACUAUAGCAAUAUUUUUUUAAAUCGUCUGGUCGAUGUCCUCUGUUUUUUUAAAAGCACAUGGAAAUAUUUGAGCAUUGUAAAAAAGUUAAAGUUGGAUCUGAUUCCUGCUGUGAAUUGAAAUAUUAAUUCCUUACAUAAACUGGGCGAUUUUUGCUUAAAAUCAUUUUUACAAACAAAGAAAAACCAUGAUUUGAGUAGAAAGAAAUGUAAUGUUUACUGGAUUUUUCUAGAUGUUUUCUCUGCAUUCAUAUAGAGCAAUAGAGCUGUAAAUUGCCUACGUAUCUCAAUAAAACAUU